AUGUCAAUUGUCCAGGAAAACGCCUGUGGUGUUAACACUCAAUUGGAUCGUCUCCAACAGAGUAUCCGCCCAGAGAAACUUCUGUACACCGAAGAAGCACCAACCCAUCACUUGCUUCGUCUCCAAGAUGUAAUCAACACUAUUUCUGUGACAUCCAAGACCCAAUCCCUCUUACCAGCCGAUCGUCUGGUGGAACUACUCUCGGAUCCCAUCUUCACAAAUCAAUUGCCUACUCCGGGACCAGCUAAUGCACAAGUGUCAGACUACUUAUGGCUAGUUACCGCCAAAGCUGCUAUUCAGACGUCGGGACUUCUGAUGCACAGUUUGCUCGAUCAGACCCUACAACUUCAUGAGGAGACGUAUUACUGGAAUGAGACCCUAGGUUCUGUGUGGUACAGUGGCCUAUAUGCAGUGCAGACAUCACCUGUACAACUAUGGAAUUGGAUCAAGGAUUUCCGCUCAGAGCAUAGUGUUCAAGGAAGUCUACAAGCUUCACUAUCAAGGUCAAUUGCAGCGAGAUGGGGACAGUUCUACCAGAUCGCGCGACAAAGCAUUCAUGGCAAAUACCCCCUCCAGACAACCUGGUCAUUCCCCAUUCGAUCAUGCCGAUCGGAAAUCCGUCAAAAAAGAGACUUUUUGCUGGCCAGGAAAGAUAUCUAUGCUAGUAGCCUUGGACUCCUCAUGGAAGAGUGGCAUUCCUUCCAAGAGGAGAAAUUUACCACAACAGACUCACAAUCAUCACGACGGGAAUGGCAGGAAAAGGUAUCCAGGACAGUGGCCUUGACCCAGACAAUUCUGGAUCAGAUGGCCAAUCAGUCAACGGGCAUGAAAUUCGAACAACAGGUGUUUACCACCGUGGAGAAUGACAUGGAGAGUGUACAGAUGCAGUCUAGCGAUGCAUUCCACGUUCAGCGACCAGUGGAACUGAUCCAGCGCCUGGUGUUAAUGCUUCAGCAACAACUCCCAGAGCACGGAAAAUCUACCACUGCAUUUAUUCGCACCAAUGGGCGCCCAUCUGGGGUGAUUCGUUACUGGCUACCGUUGUCCGUGGCUUUUCUGUCGAGUAGCGCUUCGCUCCGGUUCUUGAUGCGUCGCCAGGACGAAAUUAUCGAGUGGAUCAUGAACAUCGGCGCGACCUUCAUUGACUUUGGAGUGAACUGGGUCGUAGAUCCGAUCCAUAAACUGAUAGGAACUAUCAGGCAUAAUGAUAAAAGCGAAAUUGCCAUCAUGAGCAAGAACAGCCUGGAGGCUGACCGAGCUAGUUUGGAAAGGAUGGUUCUUGAUUUUGUUCAGGACCAUCCCGAUUCAAGCCAAGGAAACAUGACUUCAGAAGAUACAAUCACUAUCACAAAUGCGGUCAAGGAAGGUGAUUUAACGCCGGUGCUACGAGCCUACGAGAGAGACCUUCGUUCCCCAUUCAUGGGAACAGUUCGAGGAGACUUAAUCCGUGCUCUUUUAAUCCAGAUUCAAAAGACCAAGGUAGACGUUGAAAUUGCCAUUAGUGGCAUCAACGCUCUGCUCAAGAGCCAGGAGCUUGUUUUCGGAUUCGUGGGUCUCACGCCUGGUAUACUGGUCUCGUACACUGCUCUACAAUGGUUCUUUGGGCUGUUCGGGAGUAGACGGGGCCUACAGCGAGGCAAGAAAAAGCACGAACUACGUCGUGGGCUACGAACUGUUACUCGCAUACUGUCAUCUGCAUCGGUCUCCGAUGGAAUCAUCUCCUACCGGGACUCGGGACGACUCAUCUGUGAAGCGGAGGCUUUGCUGCAACAGGUGAAAGCAAUGCUUGGAAGCAUGCAAUAUCAGGAGUUCCGAGAAGAUAUCCAAGACUUGCUCGAUAUGCAAAGCGGAGUCGAGAAGCAAAUCCGGGUGGUGGACAGAAUCAGGUGGACUUAUUUCCAGUAA
This is a messenger RNA of Penicillium taxi, 1905 nucleotides long. Its product is annotated as NCA2 family protein. The record is from RefSeq and is a predicted model, not a curated record. NCBI's taxonomy places the organism in Eukaryota, Fungi, Ascomycota, Eurotiomycetes, Eurotiales, Aspergillaceae. Bases 1 to 1905 code for a protein of 634 amino acids. Gene Ontology annotation, cellular component: mitochondrial outer membrane. The transcript is spliced from 4 exons.